AUGCCCUCGACGUCGGCUUCUGAGAUUUGCUUUCUAUCCAGCUUGCCAGCCAAGAUCACUGGCCAGAAAGUUCGGUUUCUCGGUUGCGUCACCGACUACGAUCCCAUCACAGGUGUGCUCACGCUACAGCACCCGUACCAGCCACCGACGCCCAGUACCGGUAGCGGCACCCACGUGCCGGCUCAUGCAGUCCGUGCCCGCGUCAACGUGGACCUCGUGCUGAAGGGCUUGACGGCGGAGCAGACGACGGUGGGCGCAUGGGUGAACGUGAUGGGCUAUGUGACGGGGCACACCGCUCCGACCACCACCGCCUCCGACAGAGGGAGAGGCCCCGCGUGUGUCGACGUGCAAGCGCUCAUCCUCUGGUCGACGGGCCCGCUGGACGUGCAGGCGUACGAGCGACAGCUGGAUGCGAUGCUAACCAUGAGGACCGGGACGGUGGCGGGGACGGGGACAUGA
Molecule: messenger RNA, 459 nt
Organism: Sporothrix brasiliensis 5110
Lineage: Eukaryota; Fungi; Ascomycota; Sordariomycetes; Ophiostomatales; Ophiostomataceae
Exons: 2
Coding region: 1-459 (152 amino acids)
Biological process (GO): telomere capping
Cellular component (GO): CST complex
Molecular function (GO): single-stranded telomeric DNA binding
Source: RefSeq, a predicted model, not a curated record